AUGGUUCAUAAAAUCUAUUACGGCAUAAUGGAGCUUACCUAAAUUUACAGAAAUGAACUACCAUAAUAAUGUUGUACAUCUUCAAAAAGAUGUUUUGGCAAAAGAAACACGCCCAUUGCUUCGAGGACUGGCCGGAGGAAGGCGGUGGGAACCCCCUCGCCGGCGGCGCGCUGCUGGCGGCCAUGUUGCUGACCGCGCUGGGAGCGGCGCUGCUUGCGUGGAGGCUCAGUCGGAGCGCAGGAACCGUCACAGGUGUUGACAGAGCUGGGAGCCCAACAGGUAGCAGACGACGUAGUGUGGGUGACGCAAGAGGAAGUCCUAAGCGCUCGGAAAGCAGGACAGAGGAGGAAAGUGAACAGUUACAAAGCUGGCCGGCGCCGCGCCGGGAGAGCUACGUGUGCGACGGCCACCUGGUGACGGUGGCGGUGAUGCCCGAGGGCGAGGACUCGCUGUACUUCGCCGUCGCGCACCAGCUGCACGGGCCGCCGGUGGGCUCGCCGCGGCACCGGGAGAUAGCGGUCUGGCUGCGCACCGCCGCCAAGAUACAGCUGCAGCUCAACCCCGAGGACUACGAGGAGCUCAUGCUGGACUCCGUGGACCUGCUCGGGGAGCGCUAUUCGGGACUGCUGAACAAGGCGGCGAGGCUGCGCGCCUACCUGCUGGACGUGAACGAGCCGGGCUUCCCGCUGGGCCUGGAGGAGCUGUACGUGUUGGCCGACACGGCGCGGGCCGACCUCAUGCUGUACCCGGAGGGCGGGCGCAUCCACCUGGUGCCCAGCGGGGCCUCGCAGGUGUUCUGGUCCGCGCGGCUGGGGCAGAGGGCUUCGCCUUGCGGCGGCGGACAGCGGCGGCACUACGACAGCGUCGUCGGCGUCAGGCGGCUCGAGCCCUGCCAGGAGAAAACACAACCGGCACUGGAGGUGAAGACUGCCAGGCGGGCCAUGCCCAUCGUAUAUAGGGAGUCAGCCCUAACACAACAGGCAGUUAACUCCCGGGAGCCAAACCUACACCUGCGUGCUUCGGACCAUUUUUAAUUAGCAGAAUAUAUUUUAAGAUUUUAAGAAAA
Molecule: messenger RNA, 1066 nt
Organism: Bacillus rossius redtenbacheri
Lineage: Eukaryota; Metazoa; Arthropoda; Insecta; Phasmatodea; Bacillidae
Exons: 7
Coding region: 69-1034 (321 amino acids)
Source: RefSeq, a predicted model, not a curated record